This is a messenger RNA of Dromiciops gliroides (monito del monte), 2679 nucleotides long. RefSeq names its product zinc finger protein 93-like. Gene Ontology annotation, biological process: negative regulation of transcription by RNA polymerase II. NCBI's taxonomy places the organism in Eukaryota, Metazoa, Chordata, Mammalia, Microbiotheria, Microbiotheriidae. The transcript has 7 exons. The record is from RefSeq and is a predicted model, not a curated record. Bases 1 to 2679 code for a protein of 892 amino acids. Gene Ontology annotation, molecular function: DNA-binding transcription repressor activity, RNA polymerase II-specific.
AUGGACCAGAAACCUGAUCGGACUCCCCGCCUAAAGCUCAAUAAAGGACGCCGCAAGCGGCAGUACACCUCUGCCCUACACUUCCAAGAAUCCUCCGAGACUCCACUCUGGAGACUAGACUCUAUUUCCCAGAGGAACUUGCGCGGCUCCCAAACUACCAGGCGUGGCUCCACGUGGGACCAGGUGUUGGGGCCUUUUGUCCACGGGGCGGCUGGGCCGGGUCGGCUCUGCUUUCCUAAGACUCUGCCCUUCUCGAGAAGCCAAGAGGAGGAAGAGGCAAUGGCUCCUGUGCUCCUGGAGGCCAGCUCCCAGGAAUCAGUGACAUUCAAGGAUGUUGCAGUGGACUUCACCCAAGAUGAGUGGAGACAGUUGAACUGGGCUCAGAGAGAUCUGUACAAAGAUGUGAUGCUGGAGAACUAUAAGAACCUGGUCUCCCUGGGACUUAUGGUUUUUCAGCCAGAUGUGUUCUCCCAGCUGCAGACAGGUGAAGUUCCUUGGAUACCAGAGAGAGACAUUCCAAAAAGCACUUGCCCAGAUUUCCUUACUCAAGAAACAAGGCAGUAUACCACAGAGUCUGUUGCAAAGGAAGGCAUUUCUAUGAGAAAGUCAUCUAAGAAAAGGCACAUAAUGAACGGUCCUGGGGAUUACAGAUUGAAAGAAGACUGGGAAUGUGACAUCAGGCUACAGAAGCAAAGGAGCAACAAAGAAAGAAAAUCCAGACAAAUGACACUCACUCAUAAACCUAAUACCUUUGGGAAAAAGUUCAGUCUGGGUUUAAUCCUUGUUCCACAGCAGAAGACUGCAGAGGGGAAAAGUUUCCACAGAUGUGGUGUAUGUGUAAAGAGCUCUCAGCAGCAUUCAAGCAUUCUUAAAUGUGAUAACAUUUCUGGUAAGCAGCUUUGGAAAUCCUCUAAAUCCAGGAAGUCCUUUAGUUACCAUACAGACCUUAUUCAAUAUCACAAAAAAUUUGGUGAAGAAAAACCAUAUGAAUGUAAUGAAUGUGGGAAGGCCUUCAACAACAGGUCAUCCCUUAGAGGACAUCAGAGAAUUCAUACUGGGAAGAAAUCCUUCGCAUGCUAUGAAUGUGGAAAAGCCUUUUUAGAGAGGGGAAAACUAGCCACACAUGAAAGAAUUCAUUCUGGAGAAAAACCCUUUGAAUGUAAUGAAUGUGGAAAAGCAUUUAGGACCCCAGUAAGAAUUACUGAACAUAAACGAAUUCAUACUGGAGAAAAACCUUUUAAAUGUAAUGCAUGUGAAAAAGCCUUUAGCUACCUAGGAAGUCUCACUGAACAUAAGAGAAUUCAUAGUGGUGAAAAACCUCUUGAAUGUAGCGAAUGUGGAAAGUCCUUCAGACAAAGCUCAUCAUUUAGGAGGCAUCAGAUAAUUCAUACUGGAGAGAAACCUUUUGUAUGUAAUCUCUGUGGGAAAGCCUUCAUUCAUAACUCAUCUCUUAGGUAUCAUUGGAGACUUCAUACUGGAGAUAAACAAUAUGAAUGUAAUGAAUGUCAGAAAUGCUUCAUUGCAAGCUCAUCACUUAAGAAGCAUCAGAUAAUUCAUACCGGAGAAAAACCCUUUGCAUGUAAUGAAUGCAGAAAAACAUUCAUAGAGAGAGGAAAACUUAAUGAUCAUAAGAAAGUUCAUACUGGGAAUAAACCUUUUGUGUGCAAUGAGUGUGGGAAAUCCUUCUUGGAGAGAGGGAAACUUAUUGAACACAAGAGAAUUCAUUCUGGAGAGAAACCCUUUGAAUGUGAUGAGUGUGGGAAGGCCUUCAUCCACAAUUCAUCUCUUAGGUAUCACUGGAAACUUCAUACUGGAGAUAAACAGUGCAAAUGUAAUGAAUGUGGGAAAUCAUUUAGCACAAGCUCAACACUUAGGAAACAUCAGAGAAUCCAUACUGGAGAGAAGCCCUUUUCCUGUAAUGAAUGUGGGAAAGCCUUCAUAGAGAGAGGAAGGCUUUCUGAACAUAAGAGACUUCAUAGUGGAGAGAAACCCUUUGAAUGUAAUGAAUGUGGAAAGGCUUUCAGCAAGAGCUCAUUACUUAGGAGGCAUCAGUUAAUACAUAGUGGAGAAAAACCCUUUGAAUGUGAUGAGUGUGGGAAAGCCUUUAUAGGGAGAGCAAGACUUAAUGAACAUCAAAGAAUUCAUACAGGAGAGAAACCCUUUGAAUGUGAUGAAUGUGGGAAGGCCUUCAGCAACAGCUCAUCCCUCAGGGUUCACUGGAAACUUCAUACUGGAGAGAAAUAUAAAUGUAAUGAAUGUGGGAAGGCUUUCAGUAGAAGCUCAUCGUUUAGGAAACAUCAGAGAAUUCAUACUGGAGAGAAACCCUUUGUGUGUAAUGAGUGUGGAAAAGCCUUCCUAGACAAGGGGAAUCUUACUGCACAUCAGCGAAUUCAUACUGGAGAAAAACCCUUUGAAUGUAAUGAAUGUGGAAAGGCAUUUAGCUAUACUAGAAUUCAUACAAAAGAAAAACCUUUUGAAUGUGAUAAAUGUGGGAAAACCUUCAGCAACAGAUCAAACCUUACAUUGCAUUGGAGACGUCAUACGGGAGAGAAACCCUUUGAAUGUAAUGAAUGUGGAAAAGCCUUCAGCAAUAGCUCAAACCUUAGGAAACAUGGAAGACGUCAUGCUAUUGAAAAACCCUUUGCCAUGAGUGUGGGAAAGUCUUCAGAGAGGAGAUAA